This is a messenger RNA of Hypoxylon fragiforme, 1265 nucleotides long. RefSeq lists its product as uncharacterized. Bases 343 to 1071 code for a protein of 242 amino acids. The record is from RefSeq and is a predicted model, not a curated record. Lineage: Eukaryota; Fungi; Ascomycota; Sordariomycetes; Xylariales; Hypoxylaceae. The transcript has a single exon.
AGGGUUAUGUACACUGCCAUUUCAACGUUAACUGUUGGCUUGAUGCUAGCUGUUUGGUUCUAACAGUUCUCGGGAAAUUGCGGCACAACUGACCAUCGUUCCAACGUGCAGUAAACCAGCAGUAAGCUUGUGAUUGUAUUCAGGGGUUCGAGAACGGAACAUCUUGUAGGAAUAUUUAAUCGUCGAGAGAUUGAGAAGACAAAACAAAAGAGAAAAAACAGUUCAUUAUCCAAAAGAAAGACGGCGAGUCCAAAACCCAACCCACCCACGCCACCCCGACGUCCCCUCAGCAGCCUCGCCAUAACCUUCUUCCUCUUCACCGGCGCCCUGUUCGGAUGGUUCAUGCGCGUCCCCUCCCUUAACUCCGUGCCCCUCAACUUCUCUUCCGUCGUCCGCACCUCCCGCUUCGAGAACGGCGUGCCCCUCCUAACCCAAUACACCGGCCGCCCUUUCAUCGACCAAACCGCCUUCUUCCUCGUCGCCGCCUUCCUAGCCGGCCCGCUAGCCUGGGACGCCGGCGAGCGCGCGCAGCAAGUAUACUUCCUGCUGGGGUACCCCGUGCCGAGCGUCGCGCUGUACUAUGGCCCGAGGGUCGACGUCGAGACGGCGCAGUGGUUGACGGCGCUGUGGCAGGUAUCGCCGAUCCUCGUGAGCCCUUUGCUGCUGGUGUUUUCGUUCUUCGCCUCACCGUCAAUGUCGGCGUCUUCCAAGGCAGCGCCGCCUAAGAAGAACGCCGCUGUCAAGCACCUCAAGCGCCUGUACCUGAUCACGGGCCUGAUCUCGGCCGCCGUGCACCUGGGCACGCUGUACGUGUGGUUCACGUCCGCAGGCACCAACCCGCAGCUCUCGCUUAGCCACACGUUCCUGCCGAAUCGCCAGACGUGGAAGGACAGCAUGGUGCUGGGGAUGCACUACAUCUUCCAGUGGGACCUAAUAGGCACGCAAGUCAUGAUGCUUGCUUGGGCCUGGCUCGCCGUCAUGGAUGUGUUGCGGGUCUUGCGGAUCGAUGGCAAGUCCAAUAUGUCUGAUUACGUUAAGGCGGUGCUGGCCCGGGGGCUGCGUUGGUUAUGACCUGGGACUACAGAGAGGAUAGACUCAUUAUGAUUGGGGAUGGCGUCAAGGGAACCCAUAAGAAGCCCAAGACUGCAUAAGAGGGUGUGGCUUUACGUCAACUCGAGUUUGGACUGUCUAGGACAUGUCAAUGGUGCUAAGCAUUCCUUCAACAUCUCAUCCCUGAAACUGGCAUCACUGUGACCGUCUGUCUG